This is a messenger RNA of Trichogramma pretiosum, 6293 nucleotides long. Its product is annotated as proteasome-associated protein ECM29 homolog. The record is from RefSeq and is a predicted model, not a curated record. Bases 477 to 5930 code for a protein of 1817 amino acids. The transcript is spliced from 25 exons. Gene Ontology annotation, cellular component: nucleus; cytoplasm. Lineage: Eukaryota; Metazoa; Arthropoda; Insecta; Hymenoptera; Trichogrammatidae. Gene Ontology annotation, molecular function: molecular adaptor activity. Gene Ontology annotation, biological process: proteasome assembly.
UGAGCUCUCUGCAAUCUAUCUUAGUUUUUAUACCUACUGCUUUGCGUGCUCUUUGCACUUUCAUUCGCGUUUGCCAUUGCAUUUGUGUGUGUCUCUCUGGUGCAUUCAAGCACGAAAGGGCUUAAAAGACUGUAUGCACUUAUACGUCGUCGCGUACAUGUACUUUACGAGCUCGAGCUAUUCGUCAUAUUCGUUAUAAUAAAACUCCAUGCACAUCGAGUGUUGUAUAUACCUUGUAUUCGCACAUAUACUACAUACUACAUAGCACCGAAAGAGAGAGAGACAGAGACAGAGAGACACUGUACAUUGUAAGGCUGUACUGCUUGCUCUCUGCUAACACCCAUCCGUAUCAUAUAGGUGCUGCAGACGAGUCAACGUGUGUCUGCCAUCGAACUGCAAGAUUGAUAUGUGGUGAAUUUGUUAUUGUUUUUUUUUUUUUGACUCGCACGAUCGAACAGACUGCAGUGACCGAAAUAAUGGCAAUGGCUGAACAGCCGAUGGAUGCAAAAAUCCUAUUAGAGCGAGUCUUCCUUCGUUUAGGAUCAGUUGACUCAGAUGAACAGCUGCAGGCAGCAAUAUGUAAAUUUUUACCUCCUGUUCUUCUGAAACUCUCCAGUACUCAAGAAGGAGUUAGAAAGAAAGUUAUGGAACUUUUAAUUCAUAUAAACAGGAGAAUUAAAAGUAGACCUCAAGUUCAACUUCCUGUAGAAGCUUUGUUGUUACAAUAUCAAGAUCCAUCAGCAAGUUCAUUUGUGAUAAAUUUUACCAUCAUCUAUAUAAAACUUGGCUUUCCAAGGCUAGAAGUUAGCAAGCAAGCUGAACUAAUCCCUAGUGUCUUAAAUGCCAUUCAAGGAAAGCCUUUAUCACAUCAAGAUAGUUUACUGUUAAUAGUAAUGCCAGCAUUAGCUCAUGUGAUUAUACCAUUAGAUCCUGAAAAAAGAGCUGCUCUCUUUGGACUUCAAGACGAACCACAAGUAGCUAAACAACUUCUUAAUUUCAUGCUAGAUAUGUUGUUAUUGCCUUACGGAGCAAUUAGUCAAAAUGAAAAUCAACAACCAGGACAACCUAUUGAUUGGUCUCAAUAUAAAGUGCCACCUGGAAUGAGUGAAUAUGCAUUUAAACGUGUAAUUGGUGAAACCCCUCCGACACCAGAUCAAUUAGAGCAAACAAAAUUAGGAAUUGUAAAAUUUCUUGCUGGAGGAUUUUUUCAAGAUUCUGACAUCCUCAUCCAUUUAAUUGUAGCAGCAGCUGAUACAAGAUUCAGUGUUGCCAAUUUAGCAGAUUUAGAAUUGAAAAAAAUUGUCAAUUUAUUAGAUUGGUCAUCAAUGCAAUUAGCAGCACCUCUUUACACCUUAUUUUUGGGUACUGAAGGGUAUACAACAAUGCAAAGAGAUGCAAAACCAGAAACAAUAAGAAGCCCAGCUAAUAUUCGCAUAAGACUAAAACUUUUAUAUUAUUUAUGUAGAGUAACUAAAGCUGGAUUUAUCAUUCCUCCUUGUAUUCAGGUCAUAUUUGAAUCAUUAUAUGGAAUAAAUCAUUCUAAUUCAAAACUUAAAUCACUGGCUCUUCAGUUUACUUUAAACUUGGUUCAAUCAUGUAGUCUUGCACCAAUCAUUCGAGUAGCAAAAGUAAUAUUAAAUGGAAUGACAAAACUCAUAAGUGAUAACGAGUCUGAAGCUGCUCAUAGACUCAUGGCUUAUACAAUAGUUGGACAGCUUGGACAAAGAAUUCCAGCCCUGGUCAACAAAGAUUUGACUCUAUUACAGAAUUUUUUUGAAACUCUUUCUAAUACUGAUGGUGACUUACGUCGAACCAUUAGAGAUGCAUUGAUAAGUAUGACAUCUGCUUUUAUUCUUAAUAAAGAUGAUGAUACUGGAAUGUCUAUGAUGACGGCUUUAUUGGCAAAUCACAUUGAAUCUCAAGAAGUGCAUGUUAGAUUUGUUGCUGUUCACUAUUGUGCAAAUGUCUUUCCGUCAGAUCACGCUCCUUCGAAAUAUUUAUUGUUGCUGGCAUCUGGUGAUUCCAAAUUAGAAGUACAAUCCGAAGCGUUAAAAUCAUUGUAUGGGUCAUCGUACAAAAAUGAACGGUAUAAAUUUUUUUCCAAAGAUGUUCCUUUGCCAGACUUUGCAAAGCUCAUUACCGAGAUUAAUUCUAAAGCACAACUUAGAGUUAAUGGUCAUAACAAGGUGACAAUUGGAAAUAAAGUACUUCCUUUCAACGUUGCUGUUUUUUCAGAGAUGAUCACGUACCUUCGAUUGUGCUUAGCUAAAAGUGCUGAUAUUAAAAUACAAAAUGAUUCUGUUGAUCACCCUAGUGAACAUACUCCAUUAAUAGGUACUUAUUUAGAAAGUUUGUUCAAAGAAAAUCUUGACAGUUUACAUCAUUACAUGGAUCUUAUAAUAUUAUUUGGACAAGUAACUGGAGAUGAAGUGGCUUUGAGUGCUCUACUUGAAGUAGUUGGUACCAUUCCAAACUGUGUUAUUGAGCAUUACUCAAAUGAACGAACUUGGAUUUACACUUUAUUGUCUUCUACCAAAGAACAUGUCAGAGAUCUUGCCGCAAAAGUGUAUGCAGUUUAUAUGUCUCAUAGUCCCGAUAAUGUGUUUGAAACUCAAAUCAAUAAAAUGCUCAAAACUACUAAAGAUAAAUUACUUGAAAAUCAACAUGGAGCCAUUCUUGCUUUGUCUUACUCAUUAGAGAGGAAAUUAAUAUUACGCAGAAAUGAAGACAAAAAUGCAUUGAUCACAUGGAAUGUCUAUAUCGAUGUGAUAAAAUCCGUUUGUGAUUUUCUGAACGUCAACAACCCAAUGUUACUAUCUGCGGCAAUCAAUGGAAUUGGAAUUAUUGGUAAAACAUAUUCACUACCUUUACCAGCUGAAGCCGAAAAAGGUCAUAGCAAGAAAAGCAUAAUGGAUAAAUUAUUUUCCAUAUUUUCUAAUGGAAAGUCUAGUGCAAAGGUGAAAGAAAAAGUCGUUCUAGCAUUAGGAUACCUAUGUGUAGGAGAGGAGUUCCCACAUACAAAAACAAUCGUCGAGAAAUUUAUUGAUAGUGCAACCGAGACAAAAGAUAUUAACAUACACUUAUCUAUUGGUGAAACGUUGGUAUGUUGCGUUCAAGGGCCAGCUUCGCCAGAAAAUCGAGAUGCGUGGAAAACUCUACCUUCAGAUCAUAAGGUCCCCUACACCGAAGAAAGUGAUAAUUUGCUCACGUUUGUGGUUGAUAAAUUAUUAUCAUUGGCUAAUAAGACUCAUCCCAACUCUAGACAGGCUGUAUGUACAUGGCUAUUAACACUUUUGAAACAUAAUUCAAAACGUGAAUGCAUGUUCAACAAAUUAUCAUCUAUUCAAUAUGCAUUUAUGGACUUCUUGUCUGAAAAUAGUGAAAUUGUACAAGAUAUUGCUGCUAAAGGAUUAUACUUAGUGUACUCCAGCUGUUCAGAAAAUGAUAAGGCAAAACUUGUCAAUGCUAUAACAAAUCAACUGCUGCAUGGUAGAAGAGAAGUUCAAAAAGUUACGGAUGACACUAAAUUGUUUGAGGAAGGUGAAUUAGGAAAAUCUCCAACAGGUGGAAACAUGACUACAUACAAGGAAAUUUGUUCUUUGGCUACUGAUUUGGGAAAACCUGAACUGACUUAUCGUUUUCUACACUUGGCUAAUCAUAAUGCUCUAUGGACUUCUAAAAAAGGUGCAGCUCUUGGUUUUUCACAAAUUGCUUCAUUAGUUAACGAUGAUCUUUCUCAACAAUUGCCCAAAAUUGUCCCAAAAUUGUAUCGUUAUCAGUUUGAUCCAAACAUUAAAACCCAGCAGAGUUUUGCUAGUAUCUGGCGUACUCUAGUACCUUCGACUGCAAAAGCUCUUGAGCAACAUCACAAAGAAAUAUUAGAAGAUAUAACGCAAAAUUUGACGAAUAAUCAAUUUCGCGUUCGAAUAAGUUGUUGUUUGGCAUUAGCAGAUAUAUUAAAGUCUUCAGUUGCUACUCUCAACUAUGCUGAAAGUGCACCUGAAUUAUGGAACCAAUUGUUCAGAGUUAUGGAUGAUAUUCAUGAAGGUACCAGGCUCGAAGCAACUAACACUGCUAAAAUUUUAAGUCGUGUUUGUAUUCGUCAAUGCGACGCUUCUCAGGGUAAGACAGGUGAAGAGGUUCUCCAGGCCAUUCUUCCCGUUCUUCUAGAGAACGGAAUAACUAGCAACGUAAAUACGAUUCGCAUCAUAUCUUUGACAACAGUUUCGCAGUUGGUUUCUGCAGCUGGUAACCUUUUGAAACCAUCGUUGCCGAGUCUCAUACCAGCUCUAUUAAGCGCCAUUGGCGAGGUUGAAGAUGAAAAACUUCUACAUUUGCGCAAUGUAGCAGCUAACUCAUCAGAAAUACAAGAUCUCAUAGAUAAUGCGACUCUUCAAACAACGAAAACUCACUUUUCUACUGAUACCAUGACUAAAUGUAUACAAUACAUCGAUUCAUUAAUUCUUAAAGAUCUUAUGCCUAAAGUGAUUGAACUUUUCAAAACGAGUUUGAAGCUUGGAACGAAGCUUGCUUGUUCCAAUUUUCUUAUCAAACUCAGUAGUUUUAUGAAAAUGGAGCUGCAGCCAUACGUUGGUAAGAUAUUAGCUGUGUUGAUCAAUGGUUUAACUGAUAGAAAUGCAGGAGUGAGAAAAAACAAUGCCACGACCAUUGGUCACAUUGUUGGCUGUGCUAAAGAUUCUAGUCUUGAGAAGCUAUUUAAUAUGUUGAAUACUUGGUAUUCAGAAAAAGAAGAUGAUGCAACUCGCUUGGCGAUUGGUCAAACGCUUCAUUCAAUCAACAAUCACAAUCAGGAGAUUAUUAAAAAGUAUUCUAACAUUAUUGUGCCUUUGGCAUUUUUCGCAAUGCACGCUGAGAAAGUGGUUGGUGAAAAUGAAAAGACUAUUGAGCUGUGGGAGGAACUGUGGUCAGAAAUAACUCCGGGCACGGAAUCAGGUAUCAGACAAAAUCUUGCAGCUAUUACCACUACAUUAAAUCAAGCAUUAGAGUCAAAUUCGUGGACGACUAAGGCUCAAGCUGCCAAUGCCGUUUCAACAGCUGCCACAAAAUUAGGAGCAAGUAUUGACGAAGAGGCUAGAAAUUCAUUACUAAAAAUUUUAGUUAAUGGCUUGCAAGGCAGAAUUUGGACUGGUAAAGAGAGGUUGUUAAAUGCUCUUUCUACAUUGGCAUGUAACAGCAAAGAAGCUUUGAAGAAAGAUGAAACACUCAAACAUACAAUCAUAGAAACUUUGUAUAAAGAGAGUAAAAAGGAAAAUAUUGAGUACCGACGUCAUGCUUUUAAGGCCUUAACCGAAGUUUUGCAUGAGCUGGAUGAAGAUAAAUUUAAAGAAGUUUACGAAAUAGCCCAAGAAGUUUUACCGAAACUAACAAGAAAAGGUGAAGACGAUGACGACGAUUCUGCUGAAGACAAUAAAAGAAAACGCGAAGAAAAAAUUAAAUUACAGGAAGUGAUUUACGAAGGACUUGGUAAAGCAUGGCCUACUAAUAAAGAAACUCAAGACCAAUACUGUGUUCGAUUUGUUACACAUUGUUUUGAUUCACUUCCCACCAGUACAAGACCAGUACAAGUUUCGAUUUUGACAGCACUAAAUCGUUUUGUGGAUAAAUCAGUUUUGAUAAAAACUGACUUCAAUAUACUCUCAGAUAAGGAAAAAGAAGAUUUAGAUGUUGUUGGAACCACGCUUUUAAAAUGUUUAAGAUAUGCCAUAGGUAUUGCAAAAUACACGAGAAUCAGAAAAGAAGCUUUAAAUAUUGUAAUAUCACUUUCGAAAAAGUACAAUAAUACACAAAAUAAUCGGCAAUUGAAUUUCAUGAUGGCUUUAAUGAAAGAUAUGCUAGUUGAAUUGUCAAAAGAUAAUCAACCUGAAAUUCGGUCGAGAGUUGUCGAUAUUAAGGAAUUGCUAAAAUUAUAAUUUAAUAACCCUUCAAUUUACGAUCAAAUAUCCAAUGGCAGAGAUGAUUAUUAUUUUCUGUAAUCAUUUCAGUUACUUUACUUUACUGGUGUCAUUUUGAAUUAUUUUACAAAUUUUUCAUUAUUACAAAAUUAUUUAUGUAUAUUUGCAUGCAUUACAUCGUAUUUUCCAUCAGUUUUCAUAUUGUUAUAUUGAAGUUUAACAAACUCUCGUAAAUACAUCUAUGAUAGCCAUUACCUUCGAACACAAAAACAUGAUAUUUAUAAAAUGGCAUAUUUAUGUUGCUUGUUUGGGGAUUUCAUAAUUGAAAUGAGUUAUUUGUAUUUAAAUUUAAGGAAAUAUAAACUUUUCGAUUUGAACAAA